This is a messenger RNA of Symbiodinium sp. CCMP2592, 2112 nucleotides long. NCBI's taxonomy places the organism in Eukaryota, Dinophyceae, Suessiales, Symbiodiniaceae. The record is from the annotation of a GenBank genome assembly.
AUGGAUAAAGAUGCAGCUGCAUCAGGAAGGCCUGCGAAAUUGCAGAAGCUGCAUGACCUGAGAAGGGGUGUGCCUUAUGUUUCGAAGUCGGCCUUGGAGGGUAUCCUGAAAACCAUUCAGGAGAAAGGCAUCCCCGAGGUUGUUCACACAAAGGCAAUGCUUGAAGCAACCAGAAAGGAGAUAUCAUCUUGGAAUGCCUACGGCAGCCUUCUUCAAACUUGCAAAGUCAUCGAUGUGCAUGGUGCAGAAAAGGAUCUCAUGUUCGUGAACUUCCACAGCUUCCUGCACGGACUCUUCAAGCAAGGGGGUUCCUUUACAGAUCUUUUGAAAAGCUGCCACAGUCGGAAUCCAUCGAGUGCUGCCAACCCAUAUUCGUUGGUGGUAUACAGCGACGAAUGUUGGCCUGGAAAUGCCCUCAGUGCAAAAAGCAAUAAGAAAUCCUGGGCACUUUAUUGCUCUUUCAAAGAGUUCGGCGGAGCCGUUCUCGGGUGCGAAGAUGCAUGGAUGUGCUUGAUGUUCCAGAAGACAAACUUCAUCGGCAAACUGGACGGCUCCAUGAGCCAGGUCUUGAAGAGGAUUCUUGAACACGUGUUCUGCAACGAUGUUGUGAAUCCUCAACUCACUGGAGUACUGCUGCAAUCUCCUGAUCCUGAGGAUCCACCAUUGCGGCUGUAUUACAGGUUCAAGAUCUUGGUCCAGGACGGUGCCGCACAGAAGUUCUGCCUGGCCAUAAAGGGGGACUCUGGCACAAAGUUUUGUGUCAAGUGUAAGAACUGUAUCUGUAUCAAGUCCAGACAAUGCGACAAUGAUUCAGAUGCAGAGGAGGACCUCUUUACUGCCAAGUAUACAAAGAAGUCACAAUUGCACCUGGCAAGUGAUUCGGAAGUACUUGACAGCUGGCAGAGGAUGGAACAACGAUUUCUUUCCGAGACACCGAAGGUGUUUGCACAGUGGGAGCAGGCGACAGGGUUCUCGUUUUCUCGCGAAGCUUUGCUGGGUUCUACGAGGCUCAGACCUUUUUUGGAACCGGUGAGCUGUUACAUGCACGACUGGAUGCAUGGAGUUGUGGCGAACGGAACUUUGAACAUCGUCGGCUACCUUUUCCUUCAAGCAAUGCAAGAGCAAGGUCUUCAGAGUUGGUCUUCUUUUCGGGACUACCUCGGCUUCUGGGUGUUGCCUGCAGCUACCAAAAAAGCAUGCCCGGAUCUCCCUAGUUUGUUUGACAGCAAGCGGGUGGAUGCAUGCAAGAAGAGUAGCAAACUGAAAAAGCAAGCUUCUGAGCUGUUGUGCAUCGGGCCCAUCUUGUCCCACUUCGCAUCAACUGCAUGUGCUGGGGCCGCAGAUCAAAGGCCUUGCAAGGCAUUGGUUGCCAUGGUUUUUUUCUUGGAGCUGUUGACAUCUGUGGUUCAUGGAUGUGUGCGAGGAAAAGACUUGGACAAAGCAGCUGAGCGAGUCCUUCAGCUGGUCGUGGAAAACGACUGGGAAGCUUGGAUGGUCAAGAAAUUCCACUGGAUGCUUCAUUAUGGAGACACUUUGCAGCUGCACAAUUGCCUCAUUCCAUGCUUUGCUAUGGAACGAAAACACAAGCAGUUGACGAAAAUUGGAUUUCCUAUAAAGAACAUGAGAGCUUAUGAACGGGCAGUGCUGGAAGAGGUCGUUUCCGAUCAGCUCUUCAACUUGAAGCAACCGGGCCGUUUCGACAUGUCGUGCAGGCUGCUUUCUCAAAGUUGCAAGGCCACUCGGGCCAUGCAGGAACUUCUGGCCCAGCAUGGUGUGACGAUGGGCCAAGUCACCAUCUGCAGAACCUUGAAGCUUGCUGGGGGCGGAUCUGUUUCAACUGGUGAUGUUGUGUUGCUGAAGAUGCAGUCGGCCCUGGCUUGUGGCAUUUUGCUGGCCAACUUUGACAACGGCCAGCCUCACAGCAUUCUUAAGUUCUUGGAUUUCCAGAAGACUUUGGCUGAUGCUGCUGAGUGGAAGGAGGCACAUGACAAUCAAGCACAUGUGGUUAGCAGCUUUGGAAUACUGUGUGCUGUGACUUAUUCCAAGUCCUCGGAUGUGUAUCGGACUUUGCUGCCGUACCAUGCUCGCAACCUUCUGGCAAGAGGGUCCUGA